This is a messenger RNA of Miscanthus lutarioriparius, 339 nucleotides long. The record is from the annotation of a GenBank genome assembly. NCBI's taxonomy places the organism in Eukaryota, Viridiplantae, Streptophyta, Magnoliopsida, Poales, Poaceae.
AUGGACUGUCACCUGGAUGAACCUACUGAUGCCAGAUGCCAGAGGUUAGAAAAAGAGUGCAUCUCUGAUCGGCAACAGCUCGAGGAAUCAAAGGCACGAUGCGCCAAUCUCGAGAAAGAGUGCCACGUGCUGAGGGACGAGAACUUGUCCCUGCAACGGGAGCUCUCGAAGUCCAAGCGGGAGGCUGACAGCCUCAUGGCCGAGAAGCAGGCGCAGCUGGAUGACUUGAGGACGAAGUGUGCGACGCUCGAGAUGGAUCCCUACACCGCCAGGCACGAGACCCACUGCCUCGCCACUGAGAAGCAGGAGCUGGCUGGGGAGCUGGGCGCAGAGAGGUGA